UGGUGGGUUGGCUGUACCGGCUGCUCAGCAGCUCACCAGGCCGGGCAGCGACAUGGAGGUGGCCAUACAUAGAUGGGUGACGAAUCCAGGGGCGCAUGCUAGUGAAAUAAAGGAAUUCUUGAGAACCCUUCCACGCCUUAUCAAGGAUGACAUCAAGGCCAUUGGGAACUACUGCUGUGCUCUAGAGAUAGCCUCUGGGCUGACCAUUGGGGAGUUACUGGCACAUCUAUGUGACACCGCAAUGGCCGUCAGGCGAGUCCGCCACACCCGUGUCUUCUGCGCAGCCACCACCAACCUGUUGCAGCGCAUGUGGGGGAUGACACCUGUCUCCAAGGAAACGGUCAUGUGCUUCUUUCAAGAUGUCGACUUCGCCGCGGUGGUUGGGGAGGAUCGUAGUGCAGCGCUCCUGGCGGAGUGCCUGGAUAUGGCGCCUGACGCAGGAUGGCAGACGAUGUGUCAAGAGAUUGUUGACAUCAGGAGACAGUUCAUGAGCACUGUUAUACGGAACCAGUUCAUAACAAGUGCAGUUUUCUCCGCCCUGUCACUGUGGCAAUGCCGUCAGACCACCGAAGAGCUGAGGGAGGUUAAAGACAAACUAUCGAGCGACUACGACAGGAAACUCACCAACAUCAAGUCCAGGCUGGACAAAGCUGACAGGGAUUUUCGAAGUAUUUUGGACAAAUUUGAACAGGAGGACCAGACAGAUCCCAUCAUGCUCCUGGACGUCAACAUGCUGACCUCUGAUCUACGGAAUAUUAGUCAUGACCUUGAAUUGCUCCGAAAUGACGUCAACAAGGAUCGACGUGACGUAUGUGGCAGGCGGAAUAAGCACCUGAUAGCCAUGAUUCCAUGUGCAGUUGGAGUAGCUGGGGCGGCAGCGAACCUGCCCCUGGCGUUCGCUGCCGGGGUUACAGCCGGUUACAAAGCUCUGGCUGUGGCGGGAGUCGUGUUGAACGGCGGGGCGUUAGCCGGGAAUGCCUACUGCGCCAAGAAGUGUCAAGACACCAUCUCUCUCAUAGACGACAGGCUGGGCGCCAUAGCGGAGUACGAAGACAGGGUGACAAAGGCCUUGGAACGUGUCCAUGAGCUGCAGCAGGACAUGGAACAGCACGCGCGGCAGCAGGAGAGAGCCCACCGCAGAACAACCAGGCGGAACGCCCCUUGGAUCAUUGCAUAAAAUAUGCCACCAUAUUCCCUUGUUUCUUGGCAAAUAUAAAUUCGCCAGUC
Branchiostoma floridae (Florida lancelet) is the source of this 1227-nucleotide messenger RNA. RefSeq lists its product as uncharacterized. Bases 53 to 1177 code for a protein of 374 amino acids. The transcript is spliced from 8 exons. Lineage: Eukaryota; Metazoa; Chordata; Leptocardii; Amphioxiformes; Branchiostomatidae. The record is from RefSeq and is a predicted model, not a curated record.